ACUACCCAAAACAACAUCUUCCCUCACAACAAACCGAACAAUCUCAAGUGACGAAAUCAAAUCAUGGGCAACCUCAAAUCCCUCGCUCUCUUGGCUUUGCUCUUUUCCCUCUCUCUGGCUGUUUUUGCCGACACAUCCAACGAUGCCGCUACAAAUGCUAAGGAAGAAGUGAAACCUAGUGAAGCGACCGAUGCCAUAGAGCCACAACAACGUGGUUGUAGAUACGGAUGCUGCGGAGCUUUUGCUUAUGGACAGUGCGCCGCUUGCUGCAGCCGACCCCAGGCCGCGGAGGCCGAAACCGAGGCCAAUGAAGUUGUUGUAGAGCCUGAGCAGCGGGGGCGUGGUGGUUGUAGGCACGGAUGUUGCGGAGCCUUCGCUUUCGGACGGUGCAGCGCUUGCUGCAGCAAAGCCCAGGCCGAGGAGGCCGUGAAGGCCGUGAAGACCGAGGCUGUUGAGGAGAACGCUGUUGAGCCUCAGCAGCGGGGGCGUGGUGGUUGUAGGUACGGAUGUUGCGGAGCCUUCGCUUUCGGACGGUGCAGCGCUUGCUGUAGCAAAGCCCAGGCCGAGGAGGCCGUGGAGGCCCUGAAGACCGAGGCUCUUGAGGAGAACACUGUUGAGCCUCAGCAACGGGGUGGUGGUUGUAGGUACGGAUGUUGCGGAUCAUGGCGUUAUGGACGGUGCAGCUAUUGUUGCCGAGGUCCUCAAGCCGAGGCUGAAGUUGUUGAGCCCCAGCAAAUCAGUAGAUGCAGGUACGGUUGCUGCGGAAGCUACGCUUUUGGGCGGUGCAGUGCUUGUUGUUCCAAAAAGAUGGCUACGGAGGUAGAGAAGAAAACGGAAGAAGCUAAGCCAUGAAUUGGCGUGUAACACAAACUCGUGUUUGUAUGCAUGGAAUGCAUGGUAUUACUAUUACGUACGUAUGUCAGAAUAAGAGAAAUGUUGAAAAGCUCUAUGUAGCUCAAUAAAAGAAGUCUUACAACAUGUAUUUUGUCUAGGUGGUAUUUUCUCGUAAGAUUACAGUAAUAAGAACUGUUUAAUAACAA
Raphanus sativus (radish) is the source of this 1040-nucleotide messenger RNA. Its product is annotated as late embryogenesis abundant protein M17. NCBI's taxonomy places the organism in Eukaryota, Viridiplantae, Streptophyta, Magnoliopsida, Brassicales, Brassicaceae. The coding region runs from base 64 to 852 and encodes 262 amino acids. The record is from RefSeq and is a predicted model, not a curated record. The transcript has 2 exons.